Aspergillus brunneoviolaceus CBS 621.78 is the source of this 926-nucleotide messenger RNA. RefSeq lists its product as uncharacterized. The transcript has a single exon. The record is from RefSeq and is a predicted model, not a curated record. NCBI's taxonomy places the organism in Eukaryota, Fungi, Ascomycota, Eurotiomycetes, Eurotiales, Aspergillaceae. Bases 485 to 706 code for a protein of 73 amino acids.
GUCGUCAUCAGGCGCGAUGCACCUUGAUACAGAAAGCACCUUGGGCAAGUGCUAGCUAUAGCGGAGGCACAUUCACUACGUAGCGCAGAUUACUGAACCAGUCCGUCGUUGAGUAUGAUGCCUCCUUCUCGCCAGAUGGCCAAUGAAUCACCUUCACUAGUGAGCGUGACGGCAACGCCAACCUCUACCGUUGCCGCGUGGACGGGUCGGGCAUGGAGAAGCUCGUGGUCACACCUGCAAUGGAAGAUGCAAUGGCUUUAUCCCCAGACGGAAGCAAAGCAGCAUUUGGUUCGACUGCGAACGGCUACAAGACCAUUAUCUGGGUGAUGGAUCUGAAGACCGGCAGCAGUUGGAAUUUGACCAACACAACGGUGACGGCCUGCGACCCGACGAAGAUGAACGGAUAUUUUCGCCCGCCCGCAGUGGUCUGCAGACGGCGAAUGGAUUCCGUUCUCUUCAGACCGCGGUACAGACUGCCUGGGACAUGACUUUGGCGUGGGCUGGGAGCAUAGUCAAGAGCUUUCGAUCUAUGCCAUCCGACCCAAUGGCACCGAAUCCCGAAAAGGUUGCUUCCAAAGUUGGGUAUUUUCUCGGCACACCCAAGUGUUCACCAGAUGGCAAGCGGACUUUCUUCUAUGAGACCACGCGGGAAGGAACCUGGGAGGCCCGUGAGACUGCUGAAGUAGAGGAGGCUGCUGACGGAUAGUAAGUGGGAGGACUCGAUGCCCAUCUAUCUUCCCAACGAGCUGCCUAUAGUGAGUCUAGGCGACCGGAUAUUUAGAACUACCUGUACCUUCGGAUAAUUGAAGCAAGCCUUGGUCCUUGAAAACAAGAUGCGGAUAUUUCUUCGGAUGUUUUCGGAUAUUUGGAGUAAGAAUGGAAUUACUCUCUUCUGUCCAAAGUUGUGUGGAAUUCAUCGACAUUUG